Molecule: messenger RNA, 1534 nt
Organism: Sipha flava (yellow sugarcane aphid)
Lineage: Eukaryota; Metazoa; Arthropoda; Insecta; Hemiptera; Aphididae
Gene: Tmlh
Product: trimethyllysine dioxygenase, mitochondrial
Exons: 6
Coding region: 389-1459 (356 amino acids)
Biological process (GO): carnitine biosynthetic process
Cellular component (GO): mitochondrion
Molecular function (GO): trimethyllysine dioxygenase activity; iron ion binding
Source: RefSeq, a predicted model, not a curated record
AUUUCAGAUUUUUUUUUUCUUCAGUUUUAAGUUUUUAUUUAAAUAUAAUAUAUAUUAUGCACAACACCACUCUAAUGCCCAAGACUUAAUCAGCGUUCCCCUACUAUACAAAACAAGUUCACCGCCCCCUCAAAAUCUCUUCGUUGCCCAAUGGGUAAUAUUUCCAACAUUGAGAACCACUGGUAUAAUUAAAUGUAAAUACAUAACAAACCAAUAAUUAACUUAUUUGAAACAUUUAGAUUUCAUAGUGAUAUAUAAAAAGUUUAGUUGUAUUAUUUUUUUGAAUGCCUUCCUACAUAUUUAUAGGAAUAGAGAUAACUAUUACAAAAAUAAUAUUCAUUUCGACUUAAGCCUUAAACUAGAUAGUUGAUACUAAAUAAUAUAUAAAAUGACAGUUCAAUUAAAAAUUGGAAAUAGAAAUAUUUCAAUCAACGUAAUAUGGUUACGGGAUAAUUGCAGGUGUACAGAAUGUUAUGAUCAUCAAAAUAAAAAUAAAAAAACAACAAUUCAACAAUUUUUAGAAAAAAUGAAUGUUAAAAUUCAAGAUUAUAUACAAGACGAUAAUAAUAUAAACAUCAAAUGGUCUGAUGGUCAUAAAUCUACUUAUUGUACUGAAUGGGUCAUCGAUAUGUGGACUGGAAAAAAAAUACAGAUUAAACCAUAUAGUUGUACUGGUGAAGAACUUGAAAAAUUACCAGCAAAAAUUUCUUAUAAUGAUCUAACUGAAAAGGAAGGUCAAAAAAAAUUAAUAAAAUCAAUUAUAAAAUAUGGAAUUGGAAUUAUAAAAGAUGUAGAACCAACUUUGGAAGCAACAGAAAAACUAGUUAGAUUUAUAGCACAACCACAACAAACUAUAUAUGGUACAAUGUGGACAGUAGGAUCUAAUGAAAUUCAUCAGGAUCCAGCAUAUUCAAAUUGUCCAUUGAUUGUACAUAAUGAUACUACAUAUUUCAGUGAAAGUACAGGUUUACAAGUAUUUCAUAUGCUAAAAAGGGACAUUAAUGGCAAAGGAGGUUUAAGUACUACAGUUGAUGGGUUUAAAGUAGCAGAAAUAUUAAGACAAGAAAAUCCAUUGCAUUUCAAAAAUUUAACUGAAAUUGAAAUAGAAACGGAAUAUAUGGAGCCAGGUCAAUAUUUAAAAUGGACUGGACCUGUUAUAAAAAUCAAUCAUAAUACUAAUGAAAUUACCCAAAUAAGAUUCAAUAUAUAUGAUCGCAGUCCGCAACCAUCAGAUAGGAUGAAUGAGUUUUAUGAAAGUUAUGCUCACUUUGUUGAAAUAUUAAAAAGGAAAGAAUUAUAUUGGAACCAUAGUUUGCAACCAGGAACAGUUGUGAUUUAUAACAACUGGAGGAUUUUACACGGUAGAACAUCUUUUACAGGAGAACGAAUUUUUGGGGGUUGUUAUAUAUCAAUGUCAGAAUUUUUAAGUAAAGCUAGAGUACUACAACUUAUAUCAUAAAUGUCAACAUUGUAUUUAGAAGACAUAGAGUAGAAAAUAUUUUAGAGAAUAAAUGUGGUAAAAACGUUUCGAUAA